Aspergillus versicolor CBS 583.65 is the source of this 1917-nucleotide messenger RNA. Its product is annotated as putative allantoate permease of the major facilitator superfamily. NCBI's taxonomy places the organism in Eukaryota, Fungi, Ascomycota, Eurotiomycetes, Eurotiales, Aspergillaceae. Gene Ontology annotation, cellular component: membrane. The record is from RefSeq and is a predicted model, not a curated record. Gene Ontology annotation, molecular function: L-cysteine transmembrane transporter activity. The transcript has 5 exons. Gene Ontology annotation, biological process: L-cysteine transport; transmembrane transport. Bases 188 to 1765 code for a protein of 525 amino acids.
CUGGAUCUGGCCGUCGUUGUGCUGUGGAAAAUGGAGGUUUUUCGCAGAAUAGAUAUGAUCGGAGGCCAGCCAAGGCAGACAAGAAAAGCCAAGUUAGCUUAGCAGUAUCUUAUAUAAAGCCAAGUCUGGUGUCCGGAUUGUCCAGUAACGGACACUGGGCCUCUAUUCUCUUUCUUGAGUGAGCAUCAUGGACACGAAGCGCGAACCUGACACGCACGCAAUCGCGGCACCAGAUGAGUCUUUGCCAAAUCAUGUUGUCGAUGAAGGCGAUGCCGACGACACGACAAUAUUCUACAACAAGAACAAGGCCAAUGCUCGACCUCUUACUCCCGAGGCCAGAGGAAGGCUUGUGCGGAAGAACUUCUGGUUCCUCCUCAUCCAGACGUGGUGGAUUUCCUUCCUCAUCCACCUAGACAAGUCGACGCUUUCCCAGGCCAGUACGAUGGGGAUCUUUGAAGAUGUCAGUAUGUCCAAGAAUGAGUACAAUCGGCUGUUCAUCUUGUUCUAUGCCGGGUAUCUCAUUGCGCUCUGGCCGGGUGCUUGGAUAUCGCAGCGCAUCGGCCCCAAAUACUUCAUUACAGGGUCGUUGUUUCUGUGGGCUCUCUUGAUCGGGGUUCAUCCUGCUGUGAGAACUGGACGGCAGAUGAUGGCAGUCCGGUUCUUGUUAGGAAUGACUGAGUCCCAGAUCAUACCCUCAACCGCCAUCCUCCACCAGACUUUUUUCCCUCCCAAGCAAAGCCCAUGGGUGCAGCUCCUAUGGUGGGCGUUUGGAAGUAUGGCCAACGUCAUGCUCACCAUGGUCGCGUACAAGCUCAUUCUCGACGAUAAUGCCGGGGCUUUAGCUGGCGGAAUCAACUCAUGGAAGUGGCUUCAUAUUAUAUGUACGCUUUUGACCUUUUCGGUUUUUGUGCCUCUCUUUAUCUUCCUCCCCAACUCUCCCCUGGAUGCGAAAUGGCUAUCUACCGAAGAGAAAGUGCAUACGAUCGAGAUCAUCCGUGAGACUCAUGCCGGGAUCACAAAUUCUACGUUCAAGUGGUCGCAGGUGCGAGAGUCGUUCGCUGACCUGAAAAGCUGGCUGUUCAUCUUCCACAUGUUCUUCAACGAACUCCCAAACAACACCUCCCAGCAGCUCCCCCUUAUUGUUGUUGGAUUUGGCUUCACACCGGCAGAGAGUGCUCUAUUUAAUAUCGUGAAACCGCUCUGGGGCUUCGUCCUGAUUCUCGUCUCGGCCGCCAUGUUGCACGGCACCAGACUCGGUACGGGCUAUACAUGUGCCAUUUCCUACAUCCCAUGCUUCAUCGGCGGAAUUAUCGAGCUGGCAUCCCCCUGGUCCAACAAAGUAGCCCUAGUCGUCGGAACUCAGAUUUCAACCUUCAAGCCAUCCUACCUCCUCGGUCUCAACUGGGCUGGAACAACGACGACAGGACAUACUAAGAAGCUAACGCUGAUGACUUCGUGUAUUGUCGCAGCGUCUGUCGCUAACAUGAUCUCGCCGGAAUUCUGGGAAUCAAAAUACCAACCCCGCUACGUCCUCCCAUGGGCCUUUAUGACUGCAUUCUGGUUCAUAUCACCCGCGAUGUGUCUGAUAAUCCGAUUCUACCUGCAGCAUGAGAACCGACGCCGGGUGCGGCUACUGGCUGAGGGUGCAGUAGACUCUGAAAAUGAGGGCGAUGCUAUUGAUACUGGAAGUGAGAUUGUCAAGAUUGACAGGAUGGAUUUGGAUAAGACGGAUCGCCAGAAUCUGAGGUUCAUUUAUCCACUUUGAGGGGUGAUCAGUAUAGAUUGCUGGUGAAGAAACUGGACAUAUUCCUGGUCUCUAGUAAACAAGGACAAAAUACCAAGAUAGGGGAAUAUCGCGGCCAUGGACAUAUCAUAUAUUCAAUCGUAUAGCUCAAGUAACGCUUACAUCCACAACCC